GAGUCACGAUUACACAAAAUCGAAGUGAAGAGGCGAAGAGCAUCGCCCCAACGGCCACCACAACCUUCAAUUCUCAUUGACGAAGCCACGAAGGGAUUUCAUUAAGAUCAUCAAAGAAACUGCUGCUACUUCUACAAUGCAAUUGGAGGAAAAGAUAGCAUCUGGGGACGAAUCAAACCCCUGCAUUAGCAAGUCCACUCGCCUUCCACGGAAGCGCUUUUACCGGGCUCGAGCUCAUAGCAACCCGUUAAGUGAUUCCCAUUUCCCAGUCCCAAUCUCCCCUCAUCAUGUAGAAUACUCCGUUCACUAUCCUCACUUCUUCCCAUCAUCUGAUUCUCCACCUGACUCCAAAAAGAUCGAAUUUGCCGAUGUCGGAUGUGGUUUCGGAGGCCUGCUAAUCAGUCUUGCAACACUUUUCCCUGAAACACUAAUGAUUGGAAUGGAACUUAGGGACAAGGUGACAGAAUACGUUAAAGAACGUAUUCUAGCUCUACGUGUUGCGAAUCCGGGUCAGUACCAAAACGUAUCCGUUGUUAGAACCAAUUCCAUGAAAUACAUCCCAAAUUAUUUCGAAAAAUCACAGCUUUCGAAGAUGUUUUUCUUGUUCCCCGAUCCUCACUUUAAAGAAAAGAACCACCGUCGGCGUGUUAUUAGCCCAUUUUUGCUAGACGAAUAUGCUUACGCUAUUAGAGCCGGUGGGAUUAUAUACACCAUCACCGAUGUGGAAGAGCUCGGAGACUGGAUGAAGUCUUGUUUGGAGAAUCAUCCGCUGUUUGCAGCGCUCACAGAAGAAGAACUCGAAGCCGAUCCAGUGGUGAAACUGUUGAGUUCUGCGACCGAGGAAGGACAGAAAGUGUCGAGAAACGGAGGGCAGACUUUUAAAGCGGUUUUCAGGCGUAUUGUCCCUUCCGUUUGAUGGCAACAAUCGAAGCUCUUUUCUUGAUUUUAGAUUGCAACUUAUGGUGACAAUCUGUUGGCAUUUCUAGAGAAAAAUACCAGGCUUUAGGUUUAUGUAAUACCAAAUGUCAUAUUUCUUUUUUCAGAUGGUUUGUGUUCUUAAAUUACUAUCUUACCCUUUAGACCCUAUCGUACAUGGGUUUGUUUAGUUUGGUUUUUAAUACGGUUCAUUUUGUUGCUUCAAA
Messenger RNA from Cynara cardunculus var. scolymus (artichoke), 1142 nucleotides. Its product is annotated as tRNA (guanine-N(7)-)-methyltransferase. The transcript has 2 exons. Gene Ontology annotation, molecular function: tRNA (guanine(46)-N7)-methyltransferase activity. Lineage: Eukaryota; Viridiplantae; Streptophyta; Magnoliopsida; Asterales; Asteraceae. The record is from RefSeq and is a predicted model, not a curated record. Bases 137 to 916 code for a protein of 259 amino acids. Gene Ontology annotation, biological process: tRNA methylation; RNA (guanine-N7)-methylation. Gene Ontology annotation, cellular component: tRNA methyltransferase complex.